AUGUCCAGUCUAAUAGCAGCACAGUGUUUUCUUGUGCAUGUUUUUUUUUCUGUCUUCUAUGCCCAGCGUCCAUUCCACUGUAGCCACGGAGAGGUCCUUCACGUCAAGUUCAUGUACCAGUGUCCAGUGUCCAGUGCCGUUUUGCUUUUAAGCACAAGUACUUUUUUAAACCCUACGCAGUUAUCUGCUAGUGUCCAGUGUCCCGUCCCGUCUUGCUUUUUAGCACAACUGUUAACCACCAUUCUUUUGAUGGUGCCUUCAUACCAUGUAUGGUCCACUGAGUGUGUUCAAAGUAUGCUUAUGGAGAGGUGUACCGAGAACCAGCUCAGUAUUUUACACCCUUCCCAGUUAACAGCUAGGUAA
This is a messenger RNA of Phycomyces blakesleeanus NRRL 1555(-), 363 nucleotides long. RefSeq lists its product as hypothetical. The transcript has 6 exons. The record is from RefSeq and is a predicted model, not a curated record. NCBI's taxonomy places the organism in Eukaryota, Fungi, Mucoromycota, Mucoromycetes, Mucorales, Phycomycetaceae. Bases 1 to 363 code for a protein of 120 amino acids.